This is a messenger RNA of Phyllopteryx taeniolatus (common seadragon), 1205 nucleotides long. It is a transcript of the gene ddo, whose product is annotated as D-aspartate oxidase. Lineage: Eukaryota; Metazoa; Chordata; Actinopteri; Syngnathiformes; Syngnathidae. The coding region runs from base 105 to 1160 and encodes 351 amino acids. The transcript is spliced from 5 exons. The record is from RefSeq and is a predicted model, not a curated record. Gene Ontology annotation, molecular function: D-amino-acid oxidase activity; FAD binding.
UCUCGCGAGACAUACGCUCCUGACGAGACUUCUGAAUGAGCUGAUCUACAUGCUUAGUGGAUGUAAGCAAGUAAGUGUACAAGUUAUUUAUAGUUAGUUCGACAAUGGAGGUCAACACCGAGCAGAAAAGCAGGAUAACAGGAGCGAAGCUGAAGGUCGCAGUGGUGGGCGCGGGCGUGGUGGGCUUCUCCACGGCCGUGCGCGUGGCCGAGGCUCUCCCCCGCUGCUCCGUCACCCUGCUGGCCGACAAGUUCAGCCCGGACACCACCAGCGACGGGGCCGCCGGGAUCCUGUUUGCGGGACAGUUUCCAGAUAUUCCUUUGGAACGCCAAAGACACUGGUUCCAGGACAGCUUUGACCACCUCCUGGCUAUCGCCAAGUCCCAUCACGCUCCCGAGGCCGGAGUCUUCCUCAGCUCUGGCUGUCAAAUCUUCAAGGAGCCCCCGGCCGACAAGAGGCCCUACUGGUGGGAUACGGUGUUUGGCUUUCGCUUCCUGAGCGAACGCGAGCUGCGUCACUUUCCCGAGCACACGUUUGGCCAGGCCUUCACCACCAUCAAGUGCGAAUGCUCCAGCUACCUGCCCUGGCUACGCAACAGAUUCACAAAAGCCGGCGGUAAAGUGGCGCAGAGGAAAGUGUCCAGUUUUGAGGAGUUGAGCCCGGACUACGAUGUCAUCGUCAACUGCUCAGGCCUGGGAUCCAAGGAGCUGGCGAGAGACGACAGGGUGUACCCGGUCCGGGGCCAGGUCCUGAAGGUGGACGCCCCCUGGCUGCAGCACUUCAUCCGCGACGGGGACGGGAAGACGUACAUUUAUCCCGGCUCCCGCUAUGUCACUCUGGGCGGCACCCGGCAAGACGGAGAUUGGCGCCUGGAGGCGGACCCCGGUGAUACGGAGAACAUCCUGGAGCGCUGCUUCCGGCUGGAGCCGUCCCUGCGUCGGGGGAGAGUUCUGGGGCAGUGGGUCGGGCUGAGGCCCGGCAGGAGGAACCCCAGAGUGGAGAGUGAGGCGACCCGAUUGGGCGGCGGCCACGGGGCGCAUGUGGUGCACAACUAUGGCCACGGAGGCUGGGGCGUCUCCCUAGCCUGGGGGACGGCCGUGGACGCCGCCAGGCUGGUGAGGCGCUGCCUUCAGGAAACGCAUCCGCAUGCUAAACUGUGAUCUUCUACUGCCUUUAAACGCAUCAUCACUGACUAACCAACUAAA